Molecule: messenger RNA, 1658 nt
Organism: Ilex paraguariensis (yerba mate)
Lineage: Eukaryota; Viridiplantae; Streptophyta; Magnoliopsida; Aquifoliales; Aquifoliaceae
Source: the annotation of a GenBank genome assembly
AACAGAAGGAAUUUAAAACAAAAGCAAUAGGAAAAUCAAUUAUCUGCCCCCUAUCCUCCUCCGGAUUCUAGGGUUUCUUAUGCUUUUCUUCCUACCCACCCAAAUAACCUUUCCUUCUCUUUCUUCACUCUUUCCCACCUUUCAGAUCUGCCACACCCAGAAAAGCUUUUGUGGAUUGCCCUCCUGUAGGUGUAAGAAUGGUGAGAGGGAAAACUCAGCUGAAAAGGAUAGAGAAGACAACAAAUAGGCAAGUGACCUUCUCAAAGCGCAGAAAUGGGCUUCUUAAGAAGGCUUUUGAGCUAUCAGUUCUUUGUGAUGCCGAAGUUGCACUCAUCAUCUUCUCUUCGAAUGGGAAGCUCUAUGAGUUCUCAAGUUCCAGAUGUUCCAGUAUCAAGAAGACAAUAGAACGCUAUCAGAAGAAUGCCAAGAACCUAGGAGUUGCCAAAAUUGCAGUUGAAGAAACUAUGCAGCAUUUCAAGGAAGAGGCUGCUACCAUGACCAAGAAGAUUGAGCUUCUUGAAGACUAUAAAAGAAACUUGUUAGGAGAUGGCUUGGAGUCUCGCUCUAUUGAUGACCUACAAAACAUAGAAGACCAGCUGGAACAAAGUUUAAGUAGCAUUAGGGCAAGAAAGAAUCAGUUAUUCAAGGAGAAGAUUGAGCAGCUGAAGGUAAAGGAAAGAAAGCUAGCAAAAGAAAUUGCAGAAUUGAGGAAGGUGUGGGCUAUUAUUUUCUUGUUUGAUCUACUUACCUGUUAUAGACAACAAUCAAAAUUUAGUCUCGCAUAGUUUUGGCGAGUUUGGAAACAAAAAUUUUCGGUAAUAUUUUGAAAAAAUUUCAGAAACAAAGAAAAAUAUUAAAAAUUUAUUUCCAGAACAUUGAUCGAAACAUGCUGAAACACAUCGAAACACUGAAAUUUUGAUAUUAAAUUAAUGAUUCGUUUUUGCUUUUAUAGAGAUAAAAAUGUUUCGAAACGAAAUUUAAUUCUUUAAUUAUAGACAUACACAUGGUUCUGGGCUUCAAACAUAUAAACAUUUGUUUUAAUGAUACGGUAGAUAUAGAUCAUUCAUCGUGUAUAGAAACUCAUUUAUAUUAUGGCGGGUUCUACUUGAAUUCACGACGGGUAAUAGGGAAAUUAAGAGGAUAUGUAUUGAAGAGAAUCAAAAUUCAAAAGUCCAUUGCUUAUUGUUUUUCUUUUUUGUUUGAAUGUGAGUACAUAUAAUUUUUGAACACAAGUGCUUAUUUUCAGCUUGAGGUACAGCCGCCGCAACAAUCAAUUACACAGCAAGAAGCACCCAAGGAGGGGCAAACUUUUGCUGUAGAGACAGAAUUGUUUAUAGGUCUACCAGAAAGACGGACAGACCAUUACUUUUUACAAAAUUGAUACUCAUCUGGUAAAGCUACACCAUUUUCAUGCUUUUAGGGACUCAGAUUUUCGAGUUGCCCUUGAUGCACCAAGUCGUAGAGGUGAUAAAUAAGCGGGUUGGACAAGUUCUUCUCCAGUAUGGGAUUAUCAUGCACUAGUACUUGUAUAGUUGGGUAUAAACACUUGCCUGGAAAGUAAAGGUAUUGUAUUACAGGAAAAUUGAAUGCUGUUUGUAUCAAUAGCCAUUUGCUUCUCUGUCUUGUUCUUCGCAGUAUGUUCUUUUAGCAUUUGAGCC